Molecule: messenger RNA, 1299 nt
Organism: Melampsora larici-populina 98AG31
Lineage: Eukaryota; Fungi; Basidiomycota; Pucciniomycetes; Pucciniales; Melampsoraceae
Exons: 5
Coding region: 1-1299 (432 amino acids)
Source: RefSeq, a predicted model, not a curated record
AUGAAUCAGCUACCAGAUCAAGCACCCACAUCCGACCAGCGUUCGUUACCAUACGAGAUCGUAUCUCAAAUUGUCGAGACGUAUGCCUCCGAAUUGUUAAGCUACCGUUGGGCCGAUCGCGAUACUUCUUCAGAAAUGUACCUCCACCCGCGAUCAAUCACUGAACUGCUCAAACUUCGAUUAGUUUCAAAAACAUGGUCAAAGAUGAUUACACCAAUUGCCUUUGAUUCUCUACAUAUUCACAAUUCAAAGAUGGCUCAAGUUAUUAUCGAAGAAUGGUCAACUUUGAGCUACUCUCAUGAUCAACCAUGCCCGGUGAGGCGUCUUAUCAUUGAAAACAUAUAUUAUUUGGAACCUGAGGAUGAAAAGAAAAUAAAGAAAGAAGGUCUGAAAAAAUCUCCGGUCUGUAUGGAACAAGCGGCAGAACUGAUCAAUGUGAUCGGGAAAAAUGUGAAGGAAUUGUCAUUGAUGUUUAGCGCUUCUUUCGGUAUUUCUCCGAGUUUAGUCAAAGCUAUGAAGGGGAUGAAACGUCUAAAAAAGUUUAAUGUCUUGGAUGGACAAAUAUGUAGUGGACACCGAGGGGCUCAUAAUCCAGAUUCUUUCGCUGAACUCCUCGUCGCCAUCCCUAACCUCAAAAAUUUGUCUAUUGAAUGGACCGUCUUGAAGAGAUUGGAAUUACAACCACCUGCUCUAUCAAAUUUACAAUAUUUCAACUUUAGAUAUCGUGAGGUUAACUUCGAUGCGAUCGCUAAUAUCAUAGAGGCAGCAAAAAAUACUUUGAAAGUUAUUGAAUACACCUCUCAUCUUGAAGAAGUUGAAGAAGCACAACGAAUAUUUGGCCCUGUCCAAAACACACUCGAAGGUCUUGUUACAUUCUUAGUGAACAAGGAUAUUCCAGAAGAUGCCAUCAAUAUGAAAUUUCCAAAACUACGUUUGUUAAGAACUCGGAAGACUCCGUACUUUGAUGAAGAGGAAAUCCCAGCAUUUUUCUUAACUUGGCCCAUUUACGACCCGGAAAUAGAUGCUGACUUGAUUGAAGAUCUUGAGGAUUACGGGAUUGAAUGCUGGACCAUACCUGAUUCUGAAGCAACACCUGAUGAAUUAAUGUUGAUGGACGAAAGUGGAAGAAGUACUUUCAAGACCAAAGAUCUUCAUUGGAAAGCGAUUGACUACAUCAUGUAUGUGUGGGCUUCUCUUGGCGCCCGAAUCGCCUGGUCUACUGAGCUAUCCCAAAUUAUGUCGCCUACAGGCCACAAGCUGGCCCUCACACCAGUUACGAUGGAUUUCCAUUUGUAUUGA